Cervus elaphus (red deer) is the source of this 8534-nucleotide messenger RNA. It is a transcript of the gene GFOD1, whose product is annotated as glucose-fructose oxidoreductase domain containing 1. The record is from RefSeq and is a predicted model, not a curated record. The coding region runs from base 719 to 1891 and encodes 390 amino acids. Gene Ontology annotation, molecular function: nucleotide binding. The transcript has 2 exons. NCBI's taxonomy places the organism in Eukaryota, Metazoa, Chordata, Mammalia, Artiodactyla, Cervidae.
GCCAAACUCACCAACUCCGCCCUCGCGCCCGCGGGAGCCGGGAGCCCGGAGCCCGGCCCCGGCCGCCCGGCGAGCGAACAUGGCAGCAGCAUGAGAAGGCUGGCGCCGGGUCGUGGCCGCCGCCGCUCUGCCGUUCCGCAUCCGCGCCCUGCGCCCUCCGAGCCUCCUCCUUAACCGGCCUCCCGGUGGCUAUUUCCUUUGGAGCAGCGGGCGGCGAGGAUUGGAACCCCCACCCGCCCGCAGCCUGGCCGGUCCGGUCGAGGCUUCUGCGUGCGACUCUCCGGCUGCGGUAAACGACGCGCGCGGGGGAGAGAGCCGGUCCCGGUUGCGGCGGCGCGGGCGCGCGGGGAUGAGCCGGCCAUGGAGCGGCCUCGGCGGGGCGCACGCAGCCGGCCCGCGCUGCCGCUGGGGAGCCGCCUGAGCCCGGGUUCCGCGGGGCUUCGGGGCCUCGGGCACCCCGGCGGGGUCCCUGCCGCCGCCUCCGGGAAGGACGGGAGCCUCGCGUGGCGGACCCUGCAGCGGUCACCGUGCUGAGACGCAGCUCGGUGCGUUCUUGGGCACCCGGGCGCCCUGCCCGGUGCACGGUGGCUGGCGCACCGCGGCGAGCCGGGUGCCAGACUGUCUAGAGGGGUGUGUGUGUGUGUGUGUGUGUGGUGUGCGCGCGCGUGUUCGAGCGGAGAUCCCGAGCUAACGCCGAACCAGGCGGAUCGGAGCAGCCAUGCUUCCCGGGGUAGGCGUGUUCGGCACUAGCCUCACGGCCCGUGUCAUCAUCCCGCUGCUGAAAGACGAGGGCUUUGCGGUGAAGGCGCUGUGGGGCCGCACGCAGGAGGAAGCGGAGGAGCUGGCCAAGGAGAUGAGCGUCCCCUUCUACACCAGCCGCAUUGACGAAGUGCUGCUGCAUCAAGACGUGGACUUGGUGUGCAUCAACCUUCCGCCGCCCCUCACCAGGCAGAUCGCCGUCAAGACUCUGGGCAUCGGCAAGAACGUCAUCUGCGACCGCGCGGCCACGCCGCUGGACGCCUUCCGCAUGAUGUCGGCCGCCCACUACUACCCGAAGCUCAUGAGCGUCAUGGGCAACGUGCUGCGCUUCCUGCCGGCCUUCGUGCGCAUGAAGCAGCUCAUCGAGGAGGGCUACGUGGGCGAGCUGCUGGUGUGCGAGGUGCAGGUGCAUGGCGGCAGCCUGCUGGGCAAGAAGUACAACUGGAGCUGCGACGACCUGAUGGGCGGCGGCGGGCUGCACUCGGUGGGCACCUACAUCAUCGACCUGCUGACCUUCCUCACCGGCCAGAAAGCCGUCAAGGUCCACGGGCUGCUCAAGACCUUCGUGAAGCAGACCGACCACAUCAAGGGCAUCCGCCAGAUCACCAGCGACGACUUCUGCACCUUCCAGAUGGUGCUGGAGGGCGGCGUGUGCUGCACUGUCACCCUCAACUUCAACGUGCCCGGCGAGUUCAAGCAGGACGUGACCGUGGUGGGCUCGGCCGGGCGCCUCCUGGCCGUGGGCACGGACCUGUACGGCCAGCGCAACAGCGCCCCGGAGCAGGAGCUGCUGGUGCAGGACGCCACGCCGGUCAGCAACUCCCUGCUGCCCGAGAAGGCCUUCAGCGACAUCCCGUCGCCCUACCUGCGUGGCACCAUCAAGAUGAUGCAGGCCGUGCGCCAGGCCUUCCAGGACCAGGACGAUCGGCGCACGUGGGACGGCCGGCCGCUCACCAUGGCCGCCACCUUCGACGACUGCCUGUACGCCCUGUGCGUGGUGGACACCAUCAAGCGGUCCAGCCAGACGGGCGAGUGGCAGAACAUCGCGGUGAUGACCGAGGAGCCCGAGCUGAGCCCCGCCUACCUGAUCAGCGAGGCCAUGCGGCGCAGCAGGGUGUCUCUGUACUGCUAGCCCAGACUGGGGGGACCGGGACGGGGGCGACCCGGACUGGGGACCCGGCGUGACCCAGGCCUCCAGCCAGAGGGUGGGGGUGGGGGGAAGGGAGAGGUGGUCUCGAGGAGUCUGGGGGCCGGGAAGUGGAAAGGGGCAGUGUGUGGGAAUGGGGUCCGGGAGGCCGAGCCCCUACCCGGAUGAGGGGCCCCAAUCGAGACUGUGUUGGGGGGCUGCCUCCCGCUGCCCUUCAACUGUGAGCAGCCGGGAGGGCUGGCUGGCCUCUGCACCACAUUCAUCGCGGGCGGACUCCCACCCUCCCCCCUCCACCUCCCCCACGUCGUCUUGGCCUCCUUUGCAAGCCAAAGGCCCCUGCGCAAUCAAGGCCCCUGAAUCCAACAGGCGAGCUCAGCGGGCAGGAGAAGGCGCAUGGUUAGGUGGCCACGCCAGCCCCUUGGUCUGGGGAGAGGCAGGUAUCGGUGGCUAAAGAGAAAGUUCAGAUUCCAGGAAGCCACUUACAGGGUCUGUGGGGGAUAAAGUACUUGGUAGCAAAGUACGCAGCUUUCUUGAAGGCUGGGCCGCGGAAGCUGGAGGGAGGAGAUGUCUUCCUAAUUGACUUAUUGCCCUUUUCCUGGCCUGAGGCGAGGUCAAGGAGUGCCAGGAAGGGCCAGCAGAGAAUUGCGUUCCCUGGAGCCAAAAGGUGAGGGCAAGGGCACCGGAAAUAGACAAGGGGGAGAAGCAGAUUUCCCUUUGCAUGUGUCAGGAUUAAAAGCCCACAAGGAGCCACCUUGUAACUGUUUCCGGUGCAGUGUUGACAUGGUCCUUUCACAGGACGGAGGAGACAGCAGGACCGAGGUGUGGGUCUGACCACAGGCUCCUGGGCUUUUGUCCAGGCUCUGGGGGCAGCCGUGAGCCCCAGGCUCGCAGGGGCAAGUCCCCAGCAGAAGGGAAAGUGAGCCAGCCCUGCACCCGUCUCUCCUGGCAAGCUGGGGAAGGGCUCCCAGGAGAGUCCCCAGCUUUGUGGAUUUUAAAAGGGAAGCCUUCAGGUUCAUGCAGAUAUAAUCUUCUUCCCUUUGGGGGAGAAAAAUGUCAAGGCUCUUUUCCUUAGUUUGGACCUUUGCUCUCAUGCAUCAAAAAAGUGAAAAAUUGUGACUAGGUAUUAAAACAAAAGGAAAACAAGGAACAUUAUUUUCAGUAUUUCUAAAUGGGGUUUUAGAACCCUCUGAGGUGUAUAGCUUGCAUAGGCUUGAGCAAGCUAAUGUAGGAAAAAACAUCUUCUCCCUCCCCUGGUCUCCUCUCCCUCUUAUCUUAACGCCCUCUGCUUACUUUUAUUGGAGAUGGCAGACUGCAGGCUUGGAGCAGGCAGAGCCAGAGGGAACCACCAGAGACAGACAGACACACACACAUUUAUAAAUGCUGUCUACCAUCAUUUUCACUAAAAUCCCUCUUAGGAAUUCAGACCUGGUCUUGAAAGAAAGCUCAAGUCAAAUACAUUUUGAAAAUGAGGACUUAUCCUAUUGCUUCCUUUUCUUAAUUCUCCACACAUAGGAUAUUUGUUGAGGUUGGCUGUUGAGGCGGUUACUUGCAAGUCUACAGAGUCUGUUCACCGAAACCCAGCUGUUGUCGUCAGCAGACAAGUAACAUUUGGAGUCUUUUCAGAUGGGCCACAGUGGGCCUGGAAGGGAGUUUAAGGGCUGAGAGUGGACCCCAGGCUCUGAGCAGGCAAAGUCUCAAAAUGCACUAACUGUCUGAUCAGUGGCUACUCCAUCCUCAUACGCUCUGCAUCCCAGGCUGACCCUGGGUGCAAUGACGCCAUGUCCAAACACCCCGGAAUAUUGGUAUUUUCUAGCACAGAGGAGUAGGAAUCAUCUUCCUAGGAAGAAUUUCCCUGCUUCCUGGGCUUUCCUGCCACGUGGGAAGGUUAGCCGGCUACAACUCUCCAUCAUAUGAUUGGUUCCUGCUCGGUUGACAGAAUCAGCAUGCCAGCUUUUGUAGCUAACAGCUCAAAACUAGAGGUUUGCUAGCAUGGAAGUCUUUCAGUGAGAGUUUGAGUGGAAGGCCAUGCCAUGGACCUUUGGGGUUCAGAUUCUCCUAAAUUCCUCUUUGGAUUUAUAGCUUUUGUAGAAACUGAGUGGAAAGAUUUUUUUUUUUUUCUAGUUGUCCCAAAGGGUUGUGAUUGAGGAAGAAAAGGAAACUAGUGACCCUAUGGGUCUUGUUUUUCUAAGUCAUUUAUAAUCUAAGUGGGGCUGUUCCUGAGGGUUCAAUCUUGUUUCUGUACUUUAAAUACUUGGAAGUUCUUUUCCCCCCAAAGAUCUCUGAACUCUGUGAUGAAUACUUAGUGUCUAAAACAAAAAUUCUCAUUUGAGGCGGGGGUAUAUGGAAGAAUCUAUAUUCUUAAAAAGAAGCAUGAAAAAUAUUUUAGUAGGUGUACUCAAAUUUUAUCUACUGAAAUGCAUGUGAUAGGUAGAUGCAGGAACAGGUGGAAGAAAAGGCCUAGAUGGUUCAUUUUGUUAAUAGAAAAGCUACAGUAAAUGGCUUUGUUAGUGCUUCUUUGGCCCCAGUCCUGUCACUUGCAAAGACGUUAUUAGGAGCCACAAUACAAAGUUGAAAUCUCCAGCUCUCAACAGCAUUCUCUAGGACUUUGUCCCAGCCCAGCACCCUUAGUAGUACCCUCAGGGGACUGGGUACUCUUGGCUGGAUUGGAGCUUAGAUGAAGCUUCUGGAGUCAUCCAGCCCCCCUCUCUCUCUCUGCCUUGUUGACUGUGUUUCAAGGGUCCAGCAUAAUACAGGCUCCAUUUCAGGGUCAUCAUAGUUAGUCCCCACUUGCCUGGUUUAUCCCCUUCAUUAUUUUUGGGGGGGGGGGGACUCUGAUAACUGGAUGUUUGGCUCAUGACACUGGUAGCCUCAGCAGAUGUUCCAGAUUCUGAGAGAGGGUGUAAGGGGUGCUCACCUGGUGCCCACAAGUGUUUGGGAAUGCUCUGUGCUUAUUUGGAAGGUUUGGGUUCUCUGAGUUUUCUCCUGGAGAGUUGUUGAUCCCUGUCAGCUCCCUCUAUGACUCCUCCUCACCCCCCUGGGAGAGGUGUGGCAGGGACCACAGGGCAACCUCAGCCCACCUUGGGCCCCUGAGGGCAGUCUUGGCCGACUCCAGCUGAAGCGGAAGUUCUCCCAGGCCCUUUUUCCCUCUGCAGAGAGCCAUCUCAGUCCUCUCUGUGCCCACAUUUCCUGAUCAUCUGCUGCGUUUAGGGUAUUUGAAGUGUGGUGGUUUAGUUGCUCAGUCAUAUCUAACAUUUGCAACCCUGUAGACUGUAGCCCACCAGGCUCCUCUGUCCAUGGGAUUUUCCAAGCAAGAAUGCUGGAGUGGGUUGCCGUUCUCUCCUCCAGGGGAUCUUCCUGGCCCAGGGAUUGAACCGGGGUCACCUGCAUUGCAGGUGGAUUCUUUGCCAGCUGAGCCAAGGACAUUCUCUUACUUAAUCCAUAAAACCACCCUAUAAUAUUGGGUAUCGUUAGUCCCAUUUUACACAUGAGAAAAUUGAGGCUGAGCGGAUGAGUCACUUGCCCAGGGUCACAAAACUAUGAAGUACAAGGGGGAGUCACCUGAAUCCAAAAACCUUCCUUCUCCUCCAAACCUCAAGGCCUCCCACGAAGGAAGGUGUGCGCCUCUGCCGUUCUUUGCCAGGCAGGAGAGCGCUCCUUGUUGAACCCUGUCGGGGUCUGCGGGGCCACAGUGAUUCGAGUCCGCUGUGCCCUGCGUGGGGCUCCCCGCUGUGGCUGUCAACACCUCCCCGUGGAGCCAGGUGUCACAGUUGCUGUUCUGCCAGAAGUUUCCUUGUAGAGCUGCAAAUAGAAGAGUCUAUUUUUCUUCCUUUUCCAAACUGGAAAUAUCACUCAGCUUCUUUUAAAAUCAACUUCCUAAGUUGAUUCUGAUGGCAGGCGAUGCAGCCAACCGCAGAGCUGGGGAUUUUUAAGACGUUGUUGGCUGAUUAUUACGGGGUUGUGCUCUUGCUGGUCCUAAUAACAUAGGAAAAUGUCUCUUCUCAGGGAGUGGGGCGUUGACUGUGCAUCUGACUCGGAUGUUAGCUGUGCGUGGCAUUUGUACCUUUAGACUCUCUUAAUUCUUAAUCUUGUCUCAUAGCCGCAGCUGUUGAAAUGGACCUGUGGUCAAAGAUGUGGUUUCUAAUUGCAUCGCUUUCAUCCUAGUGGGUAUGGCAGAAUGGGGGAAAUUCAGCAUUGGUAAGGGUACCCUGAGGAGAAAGUAACUCCAGCUGCGACUGAAGGGAAUUCAGAGCCAAUAUAUUCAAUAGUUCCUCUUACAACCCCAAGAGGUUGUCGCUGUCGAUGUUCAGUUGCUGAGUCGUGUCCAACUCUUUGCAACCUCAUGGACUGCAGCACACCAGGCAUCCCUGUGCUUAGCUGUCUCCCUGAGUUGGCUCAAACUCAUGUCUGUUGAGUCGAUGAUGCCAUCCAAUCAUUUUGUCCUCUGUCACCCCCUUCUCCUCCUGCCCUCAAUCUUUCCCAGCAUUAGGGUCUUUUCUAAUGAGUCAACUCUUCACAUCAGGGGCCACAGUGUUGGAGCUUCAGCACCAGUCCUUCCAAUGAAUAUUCGGGGUAGAUUUCCUUUAGGAUUGACUGACUGAUCUCCUUGCUGUCCAAGGGACUCCCGAGAGUCUUCUCUAGCACCCCAAGAGGCUAAGUAAUGUAAAAAUAAAGGAACUGAACAUGCCACUUCUCAGCCAGGACUGAAACCCCAGUUUUCUGACUCAGAGCCCCAUGCUGCCUCCCACAGCAUCUCAGAGCUCUCAGAUGGGGAGGGGGAGGCCCGCAGCGGUGACAUGACUUGUCCGAGAUCCCAGGGCGAGUUGGGAGAAGAGUCGCAGUGAGAGCUGGGACUGCAGCUGACUGUGGUCCCUGAGCUGUUACAGCCGAAUUCACUUAAAAAAAAAUCAAUUAUGUCUCUAAUGUAGUCAGAAAACUAACUGUUUAGCAUUUCCCAUUGUGACUGUAGUGUGAACAGUGGUCUAUAAUUUGUACUGUGUUUGGCGAGGAUGGGGAGCACACGUUCAGAUGCUCACCUCUGAGAUUCCCGGAGGCCAUCUCUCCUAGGCCCCGCCCCCUGGGUCCAGAAUAGGCCUUGACCAGCUUAGGACUCCUGGUCCACCACCGUCUCUCCAUUUGCAGGCUUCCAAAGCCUGCAGUUCACGGGCAGAGGCCACGACCCUGGAGAGUUUUGUUUUUUGUUUUUAAAUCAACUCUCAGAGCCCCGCACUUCAGUUCCCUUUUGGGGACAGCGAGACAGGUAAUGAGAUAAGAGCUGUGCUUGUCUGCAGCCCCCCAGGCGCCCGCCCAGCCUGCCGCAGCCCAGGGCAGUGUCCCGGGUUUGAGGGGACGGCCCUGAACUGGCCUUCAGGACUCCUCCCAAGAGGACCGAAAACCUUCAGUGCUGCUCUCCGAGGCGCUGGGCUCAGCGGUGUCAUCAGAGUUCGGAGGUGAGGUCAGUAAGCGCCGCGGACCUGAGUGACCACACCAGUUUGAGCAGCAGAAGGCGGUGGCCUGCUGACUUUUUCCCUGCUUCAUCACGGUUCCUGUUUGCUGGAGGCCUUGCGAGGGCCACCCGAGCAUCUGGCUGUCUGUCAGGCUCCUACAUCACUGCACUACUGAAUACUCUGGAGUCCGUUGCCCUUGUCUGUCCACAGCAAGAGUGAAUAGAGGGGUAACAAGACCAUGUCACGUGCAGGGGUUCCAUGCUGGGCGGGGCAGCCAAGCUUGCCGGGGUGGUGUGAACAGGGCCCCCAGAGCAACCCUGGUGCCCGCCGUCCUUCCCCGUCCAGGUCUCUGCUGUCCUCCCGCAGCCAUCACAAGGGCUAUGUUGUUGUUGGCGGAGCCCUGUGGUUUCUCCCCAUAAACUCGAUGACUGCUUGGUGAUUCUCGUCCGCGGCUGGGAAACAAAACCCAAGCUGGCGACCUACCCUCUUCCUUUGCUGCCCUUUUCUCUGUCCGGCGUCCAGCCGUGUUUAGUAUUCUGGCCCUGUGCCUUGCCCAGGGGAGGCAGGAGUUUCUCGUGAUGAUGGCUUUCUGUUUGUCGCCUGGUGCUUUUACUGUGUUUUAUUUUUUAACCAAAAUUGCAUCUGUUUGGUUGUCAGUGUUGAGUAUGUAUUUAUUGUGUUUUACAGACAUGAGUAUAUAUAUGUAUGUAUAUGUAUAAAAAAACUUAUCUAUGAAAAGUCAAGGCAUGUAAACUAGAUAUUUUAAAGAGUUAUUUAUCAAGGGGAAAAAAUGUGUGUUAUAAAGUAAACAGAGUCUAUAUUUUAUAUAUAAUGUAGAUAGCAAAACAUAGCUUAUAAAUUAUAGAAGGUUUGGGUUUUCUUUUUUUAUUAUUAAAGCAAAAAGCAAAAAAAAAAGAAAAGACAAUGAAUGCAACCGUUCUUCGUGUUUUACAAGCUGAACUGCUGUGGGUGGUGGCCUUCCCUCCCGGGCCCUUGGGUUGAACAGUCUGUACUCCGGGCCUGAUGCCCGUGUUACGUCUGUGAUGCUCAGGGGGCCACGGCUUACCAUCACCCCGCCAACUGGCAUGUGCCACUUCAAAUGUGGCCUCCUGCUGUCCUCCCCAGUUGACAUUGGCAGGAUAAAGGAAUGGAAGUAGCAAAUAAAGAUUGAAGAGAAGAUGUAA